Molecule: messenger RNA, 1253 nt
Organism: Capsella rubella
Lineage: Eukaryota; Viridiplantae; Streptophyta; Magnoliopsida; Brassicales; Brassicaceae
Product: pectin acetylesterase 1
Exons: 12
Coding region: 1-1176 (391 amino acids)
Biological process (GO): cell wall organization
Cellular component (GO): plant-type cell wall
Molecular function (GO): pectin acetylesterase activity
Source: RefSeq, a predicted model, not a curated record
AUGAAAACGUUUUUGUGGGGUUGGAGUACUCUCGCAGGAUCACUCAUUCUCUUCAGCAUUCUUGCAAAUGGGGAAAUGGGUUUUGACGAAAUGGACAUGUUGAACGAUUUCAAUGGAACAAAUGACGCAAAUGUUCUGAUGGUAGGACUCACUCUUGUCCAAGCCGCUGCUUCUAAAGGAGCGGUGUGUCUGGAUGGGUCAGUGCCUGGAUAUCAUUUGUGUCGCGGUUAUGGUUCAGGAGCGAACAACUGGAUCAUUCAGUUACAGGGAGGUGCGUGGUGUGACAGCAUAAAAAAUUGUCAGAACCGUAAGAGUAGUGGUUAUGGAUCGUCUAUGAAGAUGGAGAAAGAGUUAGCCUUUUUAGGAAUACUAAGCAACAAAGCCGCUGAAAAUCCAGAUUUUUACAACUGGAACAAAGUAAAAGUCCGGUAUUGUGAUGGCGCAUCCUUUGGAGGUGAUAGCGAAAACAAGGCGGCGCAGCUUCAGUUUAGAGGAAAACGUAUAUUCUUAGCUGUCAUGGAAGAUUUGAUGGCGAAGGGAAUGCGUCAGGCAAAACAGGCUUUGCUCAACGGAUGUUCGGCUGGGGGUCUUUCAGCGAUUUUACGAUGCGAUGAUUUCAGUAACUUGUUUCCUCCUACCACCAAAGUUAAAUGCAUGAGCGAUGCUGGCUUCUUCCUCGAUGCCGUUGAUGUAGCUGGAGGUCAUUCUAUACGGCGUAUGUAUUCUGGUAUUGUAAACACCCAGGGUUUGCAAAACACACUUCCUCGCACCUGCACAAGCCAUAUCAGUCCAGCUUUGUGUCUCUUCCCUCAAUACAUAAUCAACCAAGUCAAGACCCCGUUGUUUAUUCUCAACUCGGGAGUUGAUGCGUGGCAGAUCGGGAAUAGCUUAGCUCCACCAUCGGCUGAUCCGAGUGGCAGUUGGCAUAACUGCAGCUUCAGCUUCAGGUGCACUCCCUCUCAGAAGCAAUUCUUGCAAGGUUUCACGACAAGCAUGCUAAAUGCGCUAAAGACCUUUUCGACGUUUAGGAAGAAUGGAGUGUUGAUUACCUCGGGAUGGGCUCAUUGUCAAACGGAGAGACAAGAUGCUUGGUUUCCUGGAAACUCUGGAGCCGGUAAAGUUAAGGGGAUUGCUGUAGCAGUUGGAGAUUGGUUUUUCGAAAGAAAAAGCUCAUAGGCUUUAUAUACAGUAUAUGAUUAUCCUUGUGACAUUAGCAAAAACCGUCAUUAUGAAAUGUUUGUUUUACUUUAUCA